AUCCAACAUGGCAGAGCCGGACGCGGUGAAGAGUCUGAGCGCUUUAUUAAACGGAAUCGCUCAGAUCGUUUAUUACUAUAAAUCAGAGAUGACAGAGGAGCUGCUGAAGGAGGAGAUUUAUCCCGACAUGCCGCAGGAGGAGUUCCGCUCUCUGUUCGAGAGGAUGAGAGGGCUGUUAAAGUCUAUAGCCACGGCGGACAUGGACCAGGUGCAGUUGGAGGCCUUCCUGACAGCCCAGACUCGUAAGCAAGGUCCCGGCGGGGUGAGCUCCGAGCAGACGGCGGCCCUGUCUCGCUUCUGGAAGAGUCACCGCUCCCGGGUACGCGAGAGCCUGCUGGCUCAGAGCCGCUGGGAACCUGCGCUCAGGAACGUGAGUUGGAGGGUGGACCUGCAGACCGCCGCCAGCAGGGGGCAGACGUCCAACAGCCCCGUGGCGCUAGUGGAGCUCGAGAUGGGACGCAACGGCCAGGACUCGGAGUUCGUGUGUUUGGAGUUUGAUGAGCAGAAGAUUCGUCGGAUGCUGAAGACCAUGUCGGAGAUUCAGGAGCAGAUCGACGGUAUCGUACAUCGCGGCUAGAGUCUGUACCAUUCUGUUUAUGUGUAAAUUAAAAAUAAUAGCCGUUUUUUAUUGUCUUUAUAAUUGUACAUGUACAUGGCACAAGGAUCGGAUUGUUACUGAGAGCUCGUCGGGAGGAUCACGCUGUGCUUGUUGUGUUCUUCCACCCUUUCAGUACCAGUGUGUGUUAAUUUCCCAUUCAGGUUUUACUGGACUGCAGCGCCACCUAACGGCCUCUCCUUCAUCCUAAAGCCUUAAACUUGCUACAUAAUUGUUGUACAUAUUUAAUUUAUACUUAUUAACACUUAAUCAGUAAGACGAACACCAGUGGUGCUUUGUAACCAGUAUCUAACCAAGAUUUUUAUUAAAACAUAUAAUUUGUAUAGUUACAAUUGACAUUAUGCUGAAUUAAACUUGGUUGUUUUGUA
Molecule: messenger RNA, 984 nt
Organism: Trichomycterus rosablanca
Lineage: Eukaryota; Metazoa; Chordata; Actinopteri; Siluriformes; Trichomycteridae
Gene: commd1
Product: copper metabolism (Murr1) domain containing 1
Exons: 3
Coding region: 8-577 (189 amino acids)
Biological process (GO): negative regulation of protein localization to cell surface; regulation of proteasomal ubiquitin-dependent protein catabolic process; negative regulation of sodium ion transmembrane transport
Cellular component (GO): endosome
Source: RefSeq, a predicted model, not a curated record